Molecule: messenger RNA, 1064 nt
Organism: Globicephala melas (long-finned pilot whale)
Lineage: Eukaryota; Metazoa; Chordata; Mammalia; Artiodactyla; Delphinidae
Gene: ROPN1L
Product: rhophilin associated tail protein 1 like
Source: RefSeq, a predicted model, not a curated record
AGCAGGGCCCGCGCGUGUCUCGGUUGCCUGGAUACCGCUGCGAAGCAGUAGCUGCGGCUUGCGCUCCAGUUGCCGUGUCGCGGCUGUUGCUAGAACUGGCGGUCGGUCCUUAUUUUACGAGGAGCCCGAGAAGGAGCGGCACACCUUGAUUCUUCCCAGCUUGGUCCUGGUCUGCGGAGAGCGAUGCCUCUUCCCGACACCAUGUUCUGCGCGCAGCAGAUCCACAUUCCCCCGGAACUGCCGGACAUCCUGAAGCAGUUCACCAAGGCUGCGAUCCGCACCCAGCCCGCCGACGUGCUGCAGUGGUCCGCGGGGUAUUUUUCAGCUUUGUCAAGAGGAGAUCCACUUCCUGUAAAAGACAGAAUCGAAAUACCCAUGGCUACUCAGAAAACAGACACAGGCCUGACUCAAGGACUCCUUAAAGUUUUGCACAAGCAGUGUAGCCACAAGGAAUAUGUGGAAUUAGCAGAUCUUGAGCAGAAAUGGAAAAAUCUGUGCCUGCCGGUAGAAAAAUUCAGAGCUCUCUUGCAGUUGGAUCCUUGCGAAGACAAAAUCGAGGAGAUAAAAUUUUUAGCGCUUGGAUGCAGCAUGCUUGGUGGGUCAUUGAACACUGCCAUGAAGCACCUGUGUGAGAUCCUGACUGCUGACCCCGAGGGGGGACCUGCGCGCAUUCCCUUUGAGACUUUCUCCUACGUCUACCGUUACCUGUCGGGACUCGACUGGGAUAUAUCUGCAUCAGACACGGAGUCCUACCUCUCCUCUCUGAAGAACAGCAUAUAACGUGGUACCCACGAAUCCGGCCUUUUGUAGAAGGGAAGGCGGCACACGCUGUGCCCCGAGGUGUCACUCAGUGAUGCUGAGGAUACCCGGGCCUCGGGAGGCUGUGCCGGUCUCUGCAGACUUCAGAGGGAGACAACUUAUCUCGUCCUUAAGAAACAUGUAUCCAAAACGCAUCUUGAUUCUUAAACACGGGAUGUCACAUGGUUUAAAACCGGGGCAUGUUCAAAAGUAAGAAUACAUUUCUCAACAAUGAAACACCGAAUGGGUCCCUGCAGGUGGAGGGC